Botrytis porri is the source of this 2891-nucleotide messenger RNA. RefSeq lists its product as uncharacterized. The record is from RefSeq and is a predicted model, not a curated record. Bases 771 to 2516 code for a protein of 581 amino acids. Lineage: Eukaryota; Fungi; Ascomycota; Leotiomycetes; Helotiales; Sclerotiniaceae. The transcript is spliced from 4 exons.
UGGGGUGAUACGAAUCAUCUGAAUUUCUAGAAGACGGCUGGAGGCGAGGCAAGGCAAGUCUAAUUUCCUGAGGCAUCAAUUUCAAUUGUAUUGCCAUUACAAUCGACACCUCAUUGCCGCCUCUUCCGUUUUCUCAGUAAUAACCGGUUCCGUUCUCUUCUGCUUCGACAGUUUUUAAAUCUUGGACACUAGACCUUCGGACUUUGAAUACUCGCAGUGAACACCUCCUGGAAGUCAAGAGUUCUAGGAUUCUAAUCUGUCCAAUCUCCACUUUUUGUAUCGGCGGUCUGAGUUCACUAAAUUUCUUUUCCACUGUAAUACAGGCUCAUUGAUCAAGCUCGAUCAUUCAAAGGUCCUCUCCUUCCAUAAGUCCCCCCAAUCGCCAUUACAUGUAACGGAAAACUUUGAUCGAUCGAAUCUCCCUCAUAGUAUCACACCCAUCAAUCUCAUCGGCUCGAGGAAUAGUUCUACCACUGAAGUUGCCAACUAAACACUUGGUUUAUUAUGCUACAAUCGCAAAUUAUAUCCAGAUCUAUUCGAUUCUUCUUCACAAUAAGAAUCAUUAUACUAAACGAUUGACCCAAAGAUCUGGAAUCUUCUAAGUCUUCGUCUGCAGCCAUAAGCGCCAAUCUCAAUUAGCAAAUUGCAGAAGACCUUUAUCUGUGUCCUGCGAAUUAGGAAUUGCAACUUUCAAAAGCCUCCUCCUAUAGCUACAGACAUCAGUCGUUUACAUACCUAAAGCCCUCAUUAUAGGGAAAAACACCACAAACAUGUCACUAACCACGAGAAUGAAUGGCUACUUUCGUGAGCGGAGCCAGCGCGCUCGCGGACUUCGUCUUCUUAAACCAUCUACUACUCUUCCGCGUGGCGUCCUAGAUGGACCCAGACGGAUAGUUGACCCAGAUUCGGGUCUAGUAUCCCAGGAAACAACUCUACGGGAACUCCAAGUCUCUGAUUACCAUUGGGACUCUCAAUUUGAGGAACUUCUAGAAGCAAACUGGGAAGAAUCUGAUGACGAUCAAGAGUUCACUGCUGAGGAAGCGAUCACCGCACAAUUUAAACGUCGAAAAGCUUGUGUGCCACGUCUAGUUCAACUAUCAGUCGAUUCGAUUGUCAAAAAUGUGAGUAGUAUUACCUAUGAAAGCAUCAAGAACAUGCCUUCAAUGCAGCUCGAGUUCCUUUGGCGGGAACUUUCCAAGAGAUGUGUCAACAGCUUUAACACUUGGAAAGCCUUUUCAAAAGCUCUUGAUCGACAAGAAGGUGCCCUUUUGAACCAAUUUCGAUACAGGUGUUCUGUUGCAGAGCCAGUCCCGUCCUUAUCUGUCUACACGAAGCCACUCAAAUCAGCCACUUUCGACUUUCUUGUACACUUAUCUAUUACCACUGCUUUCAGUACCUCGAACAUGGUCGAAUUAUCUGCACUUGUUAAUUUAGUAGCUCUCGAGAUCUCUAAUCCAAAGCAUGGUAAUCAUGUAAGAACUGCCGGUAAGCAGUUCGAUACGAGCUUCGGAGACAGAGUAAUCAAAACCUGGAGCGAAGUAGCAGCGAAGGGAAAGGGAUUCAAAGUCCUGAGAAUCUUAAAGCUUCGGAAUUUUCUGGAAAUCACAAACAGUUGUUUCCAAUACCUAAAAGACUGUCCUGCUUUAGCUGUUUUCGACGUUAAGGACUGUGGUUUCAAUGGAUUGACACAACUCGACGCCGAGAAACUUGGCUGGGAAGUACACCCUGAUGGAGCAUUACUUGAGAUAUUGCAAUCAGACUGCGUAAAGCAUGUUAUGGCUCUGCGCGCAAGUCUUGGACUUCCUGCCAGACCAAUCCGUAGAUCCACUGCUAAGCCUUUGUGGGAUAAAGCCAAAAUCACAAUGAUACCUCGAGCAGAUGUACCAACCUUACUUACAGGAGGAUCUUCCUCCGCAGCACGAAAUAGCGCGUAUCUUCAAGCCGAAGAGCAAGUAAGAGCGAUGGAAAGAACCCCUGCCGGCCGCGCCAAACUCAAGAGAACCGGUCUCUCACACUUUGAAGCUGUGGAUUAUAUCAGUCGCAAAGAAUAUCGCGAGCUUGAGACUUGGGAAUUCCGUACCCUCACCUCUCUCAAUCGAGUUGGCGAGCUUCGAAACGACGAGGAUUUGCGUGCCGCUGGCCUAAAGGUCGGCGAAUUUGUCCCUAUGGUCUCCGGCGAACUCAUAUCCUCUAUUCCAAUUGCCUCUCUUCGUAUCGGUCCAGAGCUAUCCUAUACACCAUCGCGGGCGGAUUUGCAUCAGCCAUUUUACGAUGGCGGAAUCAGUGAUAGGUCGCUCAAAUAUACUAGCAAAAAUCUCGGAGUUGGCGCAAAGGGUUACGUCUAUACGCGUAUAAAGAUACCUGUCGCAUGGACCAGAAUCCGACAGCAGUCCGAUGAGACAACGGAUAAUGAUGCUAGUGGCUCAGGAUCUCGACCAAGCAAGCGUAGGAAGGUUAGAGGAGAUAAGAGACAACAAAUGGGCGAUCUCUUAGCGGGAGUAAUGGGAGUUAUAUGAAUUCGGGGGCUAUUCUCCAGAAACUCUUGGUGGUACCUGGCGUAUUGUUGCUCUGGGAAGUUUGGUUUCUGGACCUUUCCGGGAAUUCUCGGUAAAUUUUGAGAUUUUCCUUUGACAGUUGUAGGAGUUUUUGCAUCUGCGUAAUUAGGAAUACCAAAGUGGAUUUUAUAUCAUAGACUCGAACGAUAGCAAAAGAUUGGGUAGGAUAUGCCUUGCUUGAGUUGACAAUAUCUAGUGUUGGAUAGCACGCAUGAAUUUGCAGGUAUUUAACCGUGAUUUCCAUACAUCUACUAAUACACCAAACCAGAUGUGCCUAGAGGCUUCGUCUAAUACAGACAAUAUCUAGGUAUUUAGAUACUAGGGUUUGACUGUAAA